This is a messenger RNA of Agrilus planipennis (emerald ash borer), 742 nucleotides long. Its product is annotated as pinin-like. The annotation marks the transcript as partial. The transcript has 2 exons. Lineage: Eukaryota; Metazoa; Arthropoda; Insecta; Coleoptera; Buprestidae. The record is from RefSeq and is a predicted model, not a curated record. Gene Ontology annotation, cellular component: catalytic step 2 spliceosome.
CCGUAGAGUUCAUAGAUAAUAGAUAUACAUAGGGUAGAGUUUCUUUUUUAAAAUACCGAAGAAAUGUCAAUGUCAGUGUAAUCCAUUUAAAAAAGUAAUGAAAAAUUGAUUAAAUGUAACACAUUAUUGGAGUACAACUUGGUUUAAUAUCUAGUUAUGGGCACGGAAAUACUAAAAUCAUUUGGAGCCCUUCAGUCUGAACUGGAACAAGCCAGGAGCAGCCUGAAAGGGGUUGACGAAAACAUUAAGAGGUUAAUUGGACGCGAUCCUUCCGAAUUCGUUAAUCGACCAGGAAAUAAGCGAGUUUUAAAUGAUGAUCGUGCCAGGUUAAGAGGCAAUAAAACUAGAAACGUAAAUUUAGAAAAUAAUGAACCCACAGUUAAACGUAAAAAAGAAUCGGUGUUUAAGAGGUUAUCUGAGAAACCUACUCCCUAUGAAGAGCUGUCUCAAGCUCAAAAAGGACUUAUUAGUAAAGUCAUUGUUACCCCUCGAGAAGUCCCUAGCAGACAAGAAGCUCUAGCAGCUCAAAGUAAAGAUGUUAAAUCAAAAGAGAGAAAUAGGCGGAUGUUUGGGGCCUUACUUGGAACACUUCAAAAAUUCCAACAAGAAGAAACAAAGCUUAAGCAAAGAGAAGAAAAGAGGGCACAGUUAGAGAAAAAAAUUGAAGAGCAUGAAAUAAAAGAAAAGGCAGAGAAUUUACCAUAUUUCCAAGUGCUUGCAGUAGAUUUCAGUAAAACUGCGU